Budorcas taxicolor (takin) is the source of this 1818-nucleotide messenger RNA. It is a transcript of the gene VMA12, whose product is annotated as transmembrane protein 199. The record is from RefSeq and is a predicted model, not a curated record. The coding region runs from base 1 to 618 and encodes 205 amino acids. NCBI's taxonomy places the organism in Eukaryota, Metazoa, Chordata, Mammalia, Artiodactyla, Bovidae. Gene Ontology annotation, cellular component: endomembrane system. Gene Ontology annotation, biological process: vacuolar proton-transporting V-type ATPase complex assembly. The transcript has 6 exons.
AUGGCGUCUUGCUUGUUAGCUGGCGAGCGAUUUGUACGCGCUCUGGGUCCUGGUGGGGAGCUGGAGCCAGAGCAACUGCCCGGGAAGCUGCGAGCAGAGCUUGAGGCCGCGCUAGGGAAGAAGCACAAGGGCGGCAAUCGCGCGGCUCGCCUGGUUUCUUUCCGCCUGAUCCGGGAUCUGCAUCAGUACUUGAGAGAAAGGGGUUCCAAACUAUACCUUCAUGAGCUCCUAGAAGGCAGUGAAAUCUAUCUCCCAGAGGUUGUGAAGCCUCCUCGGAACCCAGAGCUAGUUGCUCGUCUGGAAAAGAUUAAGAUACAGCUGGCCAAUGAGGAAUAUAAGCGGAUCACCCGCAAUGUCACCUGUCAGGAUCCAAGGCAUGGCGGAACUCUCAGUGACCUGGGAAAGCAAGUGAGGUCAGUGAAGGCUCUGGUCAUCACCAUCUUCAACUUCAUUGUCACGGUGGCGGCUGCCUUCGUCUGCACUUACCUUGGAAGCCAGUAUAUCUUCACAGAAAUGACCUCGCGAGUACUGGCUGCCUUGAUCGUGGCCUCUGUGGUGGGUCUGGCCGAGCUAUAUGUCAUGGUGCGGGCAAUGGAAGGCGAAUUGGGAGAACUGUAACUGUGCUUCCUCAUCGAAGUCCGGAGACUCCAGGGUCUCAGCUGCCAGCUGCUGAUUCUCAGUCAGUGAUUUGUACUCAGCCAAGCCAAGGCCACGUGCUCUUCCUACAGGACAGCCCCAUCCUGUCAGUUAACAGAGGGGGCUGUAGAGGAGACUCAGACAACAACAGGAAAGAACUGGUCUGUCCGUACAUUUUCCCGAAGCCAGUGCCCAUCUGCCUUCUACUGUCCAUUCUGGGCGUUGCUGGGGCUGGUUUUUUUCCCCACUGGAAUCAAAGAGAAUCCAGGCCUUUCCAGAAGUAGACCAUACUGCCUUGAACUUGCCCAGGUGCACAAGUCAGUGUUCGUCCUUGCUCCACAUAUCAUGAUGCAGACCUGUAAUUUAUAUCAGAAGACUCCAAUAAAGCAGAGAGAUUCGCUUUCUCCAGUUUGUGCUGGAAGAGGAACUGAUCAGAGGACAUCAACUAAGAGAAAGCCAGUUGGUACAGGAUGGUGCAGUUGUACUCAAAGCAACUUUUUGGAAUCUUAGUUUCUGCCUUCAUCUUUUUCCUCCUGCUGGCCUUGUUCAGAUUUUCUGUGUUUCUGCCGGUCUUCACUAUUCAUCAGCCCUCCUUCAACUUCCCACUUUCCGGUCACCCUUUGCUCUGCUUCCAAAAAUGAAAAAAGUUCAGAUAGCAAAGCAGUAUGUCUGCUUUUAAUUGCAAAACCCCUUGUACUUGUUUGUAUUUGUAAGGAGAGUAUGUCUACUGUGAGUUGUCUCAGCUAAUGAAGGGAGAGAUUCUUUGUAGACUGGUGACUGUUUUUAGAUUGAACUGUAUGUGUAAUUUAUAUGAGUAUACACAUAACAAAAAUAUAUGGUAUGUGUACAUAUUGUUAUACAUAAGCCUGUUACAGGUUAUUUUAUGCGGAUUCUUGAACAUAUUUGGGUAAGUGCAAAAAAUAGUAUGUAAAAUUGUUUUACAUGAUUGCUUUUGGUCUUCAGAACUAUUCCAGAGGUUAGACAAGGAAGCAGCUUUAGGUCCCUUUUCCGGAAGACAAAACUGAGGCUGAGAGAGGUCAAAUGACCCUCAGCAGUCCUUUUUCUGUUAAAUGGAGCCAAAGACUCCUAGGUUAUCUUGAAGUCUCUGUGUAAUGUUACACUUUUAAGAACUUAGAUUAGUGGUGUGUUGAUGGAAUCUGUAUAAGACUUUUAGAAAUUACA